This is a messenger RNA of Parastagonospora nodorum SN15, 1719 nucleotides long. RefSeq lists its product as hypothetical. Gene Ontology annotation, molecular function: carbohydrate:proton symporter activity. Gene Ontology annotation, biological process: carbohydrate transport; transmembrane transport. Lineage: Eukaryota; Fungi; Ascomycota; Dothideomycetes; Pleosporales; Phaeosphaeriaceae. Bases 1 to 1611 code for a protein of 536 amino acids. The record is from RefSeq and is a predicted model, not a curated record. The transcript has 3 exons. Gene Ontology annotation, cellular component: membrane.
AUGGGUCUUACAGACAAGUUCAGGCCAAAGGCUGUCGCCGCCAAGGUUCAAGAUGUCGAAGUUGCUCAGGCUGAGGCCCCUCACCUGGAGCGCGUGAACUGGAGGUCCGACCCUGGUCUGAGGAAGCUCUACUUCUACGCUUUCAUCAUCUGUAUCGCAUCUGCCACUACCGGUUACGAUGGAUCCAUGUUGAACAACUUGCGUAUUCUUGACUACUGGAAGGACUACUUCGGCAACCCACAGGAGUCCACUCUCGGUCUCUUGACUGCUCUCUACUCCAUCGGUUCAAUUGCCUCGCUUCCAGUCACUCCCUUUAUCGCCGAUCACUUUGGUCGCAAGAUCUGUAUCGUCCUAGGAUGUCUUAUCAUGAUCGUCGGUGCCGGAAUCCAAGCUGGUGCGAAGAACCUCGAUUACUUCAUGGGUGGACGUUUCCUCAUGGGUUUCGGAAACUCUCUGGCUCAACUGUCUUCCCCUUUGCUCCUUACCGAAAUUUGCCAUCCUCAGCACCGUGCUCGUGUCACUGCCGUCUACAACUGUCUGUGGAACGUCGGUGCCAUUGUCUGCACCUGGUUGACAUUCGGUACCAAGCGCAUUGAUAGCGACUGGUGUUGGAGAAUCCCUGCCCUUACCCAGGCCGCACCCUCCGUUAUCCAGCUGGCUUUCAUCUGGUUCAUUCCUGAGUCACCUCGUUGGUUGAUCUCCAAGGAGAGGAACGAGGAGGCUCUUCAGAUGCUUGGAAAGUACCACGCAAACGGCAACAUCAACCACCCUACCGUGCAAUUCGAAUACGCCGAGAUCAAGGAGACUCUGCGCCUCGAGUUCCAGUACCAGAAGACCUCAUCUUACCUCGACUUCUUCAAGACCAAGGGCAACAGGUACAGGCUCAUGCUCCUCGCGUCUCUUGGUCUGUUCUCCCAGUGGUCUGGCAACGGUCUUACUUCCUACUACGCUACCGAUGUCUACAACUCCAUUGGCAUAACCGAUGGUGACACUCAGCUCGGUCUUAACGGUGGUCUUACCAUCUUGUCCCUCAUCGUCUCCGUUUCUUGCGCGCUAUUGUGUGACCGCGUCGGUCGCCGACCUCUCUUCAUCGCUGCUACCGCAUCUAUGUGUGUGUGCUUCGUUAUCUGGACCAUCUGCUCCUCCCAGGAGCAGGAGAAGGGUAGCAAGGCCGCCGGUCAGGGUGUCAUUGCCAUGAUCUGGAUCUUCUCCGUUGCUUACGCUCUGGCUUGGUCUGGUCUGCUUGUCGCCUACACUGUCGAGAUUUUGCCCUUCAAGAUUCGUGCCAAGGGUCUCAUGAUCAUGAACUUCUUUAUCCAGGUUGCUCUUACCAUCAACCAAUACGUCAACCCUCUGGGAUUCGCUCAUCUUACCCCCAACUGGAAGUUCUACACCAUCUACGCUUGCUGGAUCUUCCUCGAACUUAUCUUCGUCACUGUCUUCUACGUUGAGACCAGGGGCCCCACUCUCGAGGAGAUCGCUAAGAUCUUCGACGGUGAUGAGGCUGAGGUUGGUAACGUCGAUCUCGAGACUGUUGAGGCCAACAUCAUGACCUCUGGCUACGAGAAGGAGGGUAAUGUCAAGGUCGAGCACGUUAACCACGCACACUAGACGAGUGAUUGGGUAGUCGGACGAUGUCAUGUAAUAGAUGAUAGUAUGCGUUAUGGUGGUAGUGUCUUCGAUGCUUAUGCAGCUACUUGCUCAAUAAUUCUUAACUCC